AUGGAAGCCGUCUUCGGAAUCCCGUAUGCUGUCCUGGAAUGCCCAAAUUUGAAGUUGAAGAAGCCGUCAUGGAUCCGACAGCCUUCAGCAAUGGUUGUUUUUGCCAUUGUCUUGUUGUCUUACUUUCUUGUAACUGGAGGUAUCAUCUAUGAUGUUAUUGUGGAGCCUCCAAGUAUAGGAUCGACCACCGACGAGAGGGGCAAUUCUAAACCGGUCGCCUUUAUGCCAUACAGGGUUAAUGGGCAGUACAUCAUGGAGGGUCUCGCUUCCAGUUUUCUCUUCACCCUGGGAGGCCUGGGCUUUGUUAUACUCGACCAGACCAACAAGCCACUAAUGCCCAAGCUAAAUCGCAUCUUGCUGAUCUGUGUGGGAGCCGGCGCUGUUGUCAUUGCCUUCUUUACUUGUAGAGUCUUCAUGAAGAUUAAAUUACCGGGGUACAUGCAGUAA
Candidula unifasciata is the source of this 447-nucleotide messenger RNA. The record is from the annotation of a GenBank genome assembly. Lineage: Eukaryota; Metazoa; Mollusca; Gastropoda; Stylommatophora; Geomitridae.